This is a messenger RNA of Carcharodon carcharias (great white shark), 2558 nucleotides long. RefSeq names its product NDC1 transmembrane nucleoporin (gene ndc1). The transcript is spliced from 18 exons. Gene Ontology annotation, cellular component: nuclear pore transmembrane ring. The record is from RefSeq and is a predicted model, not a curated record. Lineage: Eukaryota; Metazoa; Chordata; Chondrichthyes; Lamniformes; Lamnidae. Gene Ontology annotation, biological process: nuclear pore organization. Gene Ontology annotation, molecular function: protein-macromolecule adaptor activity. Bases 140 to 2185 code for a protein of 681 amino acids.
UGACGUUGAAAAAGGUGCGCCGGCCCUGAGACCGGACGGCUUCGCAAGGGGUUUGAAUCGGAAAGCGCGGGAGCGGCCUGGGCCGGAGGCUCCCGGCCACUGAGAGGGAGAGAGAGAGAGAGAGAGAGGCUGGGGAGACAUGGAGCAGCUCCCAGACUUCUGGUUCAUCCGCAAGGUGUUCAGCUGGCGAGCAGCAGCUGCAAUUGCUUGGUCUGUCCUGCUGUUGCCUGUCUCCACAACUGUGUUUAUACUGUUUAGUAGACUGAAUGUGUUCCAUCCUAUCGAGUGGAUUACAGACUCGCUGAAUCACCUGAACAAUUCCUAUAUAAUCUUUGCAAUUCUGGUGUUAUGUGGAGUCAUAGUGACUAUUGGCAUCUUCAAUAUGGAAUUUUAUACAGUGGAGCCUUCUAUUCCGUGCAGUCGGAUUGCACUCAUAGGGAAUGUGUUCCACCCUCAUCGGUUUCUCCAUUCAGUCGUGCAUGCAGUGGUGGGGAUGUUGAUGGCAUGGUGUGCAGCAGUCAUAGCUGGGGGACGCUAUCAGUUGAUCAGUGUACCUUGUUCAUCUCAGGACAGCUCAGCACCCAGCAGCCACAUGUGCCUGAACGAGUUCCACGUUUUCUUACUGAUGGAAGGAGCCUUUAUAGGAUAUAGUUAUAGCCUUCUGUAUUUUAUUAACAACUUCAAUUAUUUAUCUUUCCCAAUUUUGCAGCAAUUCAAGUACCCACGCUUCAAAGGAAACCUGUCUUUGGUUAUUAAGUACAGUGCUAUGCAGUCUCUGUAUUUUCUCAGGAACUACUGCAUCCUUUACUACUUCCUAGGUUAUGUUCCAAGGGCCUGGAUAAGUGCCUCAACAACCCUUCAAAGAGACAGCACACAGCAUUCCCUGGAUACCCUGACUGGACUGUUUGACUUGCCGCUGCUCUGCAUAACCUGGCUAAGUGGUACAUUUCUCUUGAUCACCUGGUACAUUACGUGGUUGCUGUUUAAAAUCUUCAUCACUGAGGCAUCCCAAUUUCCUGUGCAUUCCUCAUUUGGAGAGGAGGCUGAUCGAUGUCUCCCUAAAAUCCUAACCAGCAAUGUUUCCCCCUGUGUAAAGUAUCUAGCAUUGCAAGACUUGGCCUUACUUUCCCGGUAUUCAGCUUCUCGAAGACAGGAGGUGUUCAGCCUUAGCCAGCCAGGUGGCCAUCCUCAUAAUUGGAUAGCCAUAUCAGGUGAAUGCUUAGCCUUGCUAAAUGACCUAACGCAAAAGCUAACGGAGUAUCAAGAAACUGUUGCUGCUAAUGGUCGGAUUAAGCCGUAUCCGAUUUCUGGGGAAGGACGCCUGUCAAGCACCUCAGGAACCUCCUGCCUUGAAGAGCCUGCCAGCUACCAGCCUUCCUUACGGACUCCACUCUCUACCUAUCAUCCACAGCAGCCUCUGCCAUCAUCAUUGAUCAAGCCUUCAGACACGUUCAGGAACUUGCUUGGCUUCCCCUUUGCAUCAGAUCCCUCUAGUCCUUUGGGCUCUCCAUCUGUGAGCCGCAUGAGUGACAUGUUAGACUUGGGCUCUACCCACUACGGCUCUUUCCAGAGUCCUCUCAAAUUGAGGAAGGGACCGAAGCUUUGGACCUCACCUUCUACUUCGUCAGAGUACCCAAUGAACACAAGUGAAUUUGUUGGUCAAGCUGCUCAUGUCAAUGCCAGAACUCCUGAAGUGACUAAACACAGUGCCAUUUCAGAAUGGAUGCUUCAGAGACAAGAUCAGGUUAAGACUUUCUUGUCGAAACGGGGGCUGGUAAUGUAUUUAUUUAAAAAGCUUCCAGAAGCUUCAAGUCAGGCUUUGUUUGCCAACAGUCAAGCACAUAUAUGGGCUCUUGAAGGCCUCUCUCAUCUUGUAGCAGCCUCAUUUACAGAGGACAGAUACGGUGUAGUACAGACAACGUUAUCAUCCAUUCUGUGUGCCAUGCUCUCUCUUCAGGAGGCUGUGGACAGACAUUUUAAACUGCCUCAUGCCUCCAGCAAACCAGCUAGAUCCACUGGCACUCUGAUAGAUUCUUCUUACAAGACACUGAGGUUUGCCCUCCGUGCCUCCUUGAAAACUGCAAUUUACAGGAUAACCACUACCUUUGGAGAACAUUUAAAAGCUGUCCAGCUUUCAUCAGAACACAGAAAAAAACUGCAACAGUUUCUGGAGUAUAAAGAGUGAAGUGAUUGAAGUUUUGUUUCCUCCCAGACCUGAUACUACUCAGUGCGGAGACUUUAUAAUCCACUUCCAACCUUAUCCUUUUUUUCCCUGAAGUUCAUUUUUUUGUACCCUGCAGCAGUAUAGGAUUAUUUUCUGUUUGGAACCUUAAUGAUCCUGAGAUUUCUGUUUUCAUUCAGUAUACAUUUUGGAUUUUUUUCCUGGGGUCUUUUUGGCCUAUUUUUGUACAUCUUUAUAGAGAGAGUCUGUGUGUUUGUAAAGAGCCAGUAUUUUUUUUUGUUGAAAUACUGUUUUAAAUUACAUGUGAUUAAAUCAGAACUUAAAUAUUUUUGACAGCUGUACCUAUUCAAAAGUCUAAAUAAAUAUUUGAAAUUAA